This is a messenger RNA of Cataglyphis hispanica, 2041 nucleotides long. It is a transcript of the gene nopo, whose product is annotated as E3 ubiquitin-protein ligase TRAIP. Lineage: Eukaryota; Metazoa; Arthropoda; Insecta; Hymenoptera; Formicidae. The coding region runs from base 349 to 1548 and encodes 399 amino acids. The record is from RefSeq and is a predicted model, not a curated record. The transcript is spliced from 7 exons.
UAUAUUAUCAUAUUCUGAAAAGUUUAGACAACAUUUAAUGAUGAGAAAUAUAUAGCACAGAUGGCAUUAUUUAAGUGUUUUAAUGUUUUGGCGCAUAUUUACAUUGUUCAUCUCUCGCAGUGAAACUUAUUGUUACACUCUUUUUUUCGAAUUUUAUCUUUCAUUGUAACAUUUUCUUCAGUAAUAGUGCGGACCAAAAAUAUACGUACAUCGACGUAACAGACCCAAAACAUAUCAAGGAAUUUUGUCAUUUUUUAUGGAUUCAUUUCGACGAAUGUUUUUUUGAAACAUCUGAAAUAAGCCUUUCUUUCAUCGAAAAUACAAGGUCAAUUCUCCAAGUUAGAUAAAAUGAAUAUAGUGUGUGUGAUUUGUAGCGAAUUAUUAGUACCGUCCAAUGAAGUUUUUCACACUCCAUGUGGACAUAUUUUUCAUCAUAUAUGUUUAAUACAAUGGCUUGAAAGAUCAAAGACUUGUCCACAAUGUCGAGAGAGAACUACAGAAAGCAAGAUACAUAGGAUUUAUUUCAAUUUCUCAAACAAUGAUAGCAUCGUAGAAGAUCCUUCAUUUCUACAAAGUAGAAUCGAUAAUUUGACUUUGCAACUUCAAUUAAGGGACCAAAGAAUCAAUAAUCUUACAGAAAUAAAAGAAAAGUUGGACAUGCAAACAGCUGGUUUAAGAAAAGAAGUUAGAAAAGUAGAGAGUGAAAUAAAUGGCAAAAAUAGUGCCAUUCAUGCACUGAAGGAACAAAUUAAAUUUUAUAAACGAGAAUGUCAAGAUAUAGACACUUAUAAAAAAGAAAUAGAACAGUUGAAGAAAAAAAAUGAAGAUUUAAAAAACUUGCAAGCUUUGCUAGAUUCUUCUAUUGAUGAAGUAGAUGAUAUAAUGGCGAUGACAUGUGAUAUUGACAAGCUCAAGACAUACAUAGUAAUAAUGAAAAAGAAUAUGAAUACUGAUUUACAAAAAAAAAGGGAGCUAAGAGAUAAAGUUAAAACUUUACAACAGGAAUUAAUGCGAGUUUCGGCAACAUCUAAGUCUUUGUCAGAGGAACGCAGUAAACGAAGAGCAUUGGAAGAACAAUUAAUUAUUUGUGAAAGUGAAAAAAUAAAUCUUCAAAAUCAGCUUCUUGUUGUACAAGAAAAUUUGUGUAAAUUUGCCUCUAAUAUAAAUAUGCCUGUGGAGAAGCAAGACAGUUUGAAAGUACAGGCUUGUGAUAUGAAAUCUGUUGAGAUAAACGAGAAUACAACGAUGCUUGAUGUCACUCCAAGACUAAAAAAAGAUGAUAGUUGUAUUAUUAUAGACUCAGAUAGCGAAAUUACUCCAGAAAAUAUAAAAUCGCAAGAUUUUUUCUCAAUGAAGAAUUAUGGUAUGAAAAGGGAGAGAUCUAAUAGUAAUCUAAAAGUUCCUUCCAUACUUGCCAAAAAAUCGAAGUUUCAUGCAUCAAAUCAGACUAAUGUUGGUAUGACUUUUGAUGGUUUUGGCGGACAUGCCAAAUAUGACAAGUUUCCUAGCCCAGUAUCUACCUCACAUAUAAAGAAAAUCAAAAGAUGAAACUUGACACUGCUAAUAAUCAGAACCUCAGUGAUGUAUAUAAUUAUAUAGUUGAUAUAAUGUGUGACGCCUACAUUGGAAGAAGAUAUUAAUUAUAAGAAACUUAAAAACCAACAAAAUUUUCAAUUAUUGUUGCAUAUUGGUACAUCGUAAUCAUUAUUAUUUUACAAAAAAAAAAAAUUAAUUUUGAUUUGUGAUUUAUUUAAGUGAAACUUAUUAUAAUUUAUGAUUAUAUUUUAUUAAUUUCUGUAUUGUGUAUUGCAAAUGUACGUAAAUUGAAACCUCCAACAAUUUAUGAAUAAUUUAUGGCUGUUUAAAUUAAUUUAAAUCGAUUACGAAUUAAUUUCUAUUUUUUAUUACGUUUGACAAAAAUUUAAAUUCUAUAAUUUUUCACUUGUUUUUUCAUUGAACAAAUUGUAAAUUGCAUUGUGAUUUUGUAAAGAAUAGGCAAAUUAAAAAGAAUUGAUAAGAAUUCUUCAAAAAUUGAAAGAGA